Messenger RNA from Cuculus canorus (common cuckoo), 2311 nucleotides. It is a transcript of the gene GLRA1, whose product is annotated as glycine receptor alpha 1. The transcript has 9 exons. Gene Ontology annotation, biological process: nervous system process; chloride transmembrane transport; regulation of membrane potential. Lineage: Eukaryota; Metazoa; Chordata; Aves; Cuculiformes; Cuculidae. Bases 857 to 2233 code for a protein of 458 amino acids. Gene Ontology annotation, molecular function: glycine binding; extracellularly glycine-gated chloride channel activity; transmembrane signaling receptor activity. Gene Ontology annotation, cellular component: synapse; neuron projection; postsynaptic membrane. The record is from RefSeq and is a predicted model, not a curated record.
CCCAAGAUCUGGAGAGUCCUAGCAGGGGAGAGAGGGCAGAGGGGAAAUGAGAUGCAUUAGGAGGACACUAAGCCACUUUCUUUCUGAGCACAAUGGGAGUGCUUCCCAAGAAACUUCCCCUUCGCUCCUCUCCGCUCUAGCCCUGGGCAAUGGGACACCUUCCCUACAGCAGCAAUAACUUAUUCAGGAGGAAAAUAGCCCAGGAAGCAGGAAUCAACAGCAGCCAAACAACGGGCAGGAGAGCAACACAACCGGGACUGCAGCACGGCUCCACACUGACAAAUUCCUGUGGAUGUAAUUAGGAAGACACCCCGGCUAGCAGCGGAAAUUAAAGCCCUGGGUUGUUGAAGGUGUCCCCCCUCCCAUCCUACCCCCAGGACCUCGAUGGCAAACCUACACCCCCUGCGUCUCCCUCUCUCGCCAGUCUGAUGUCCGGAGCGAAAUCCUGCUGAAGGGAGCUUUCGGUGCAGGAAGCCCGGUCCUCCAGCCCCGAGCACCACUGCAGUGGCGGUGGCGGGGGCACAGGCGGAGAGGAGGGACGAGCCAAGGCAGCGCCGGAGCGGAGCCGCCGGCCGCUCCGCAGGCGCCCGCGGAGAGCCGCGCACCGCCGCUGUCCAGGGUACUGAUCGGGGCGCCCGCCAGACGCUAUCUAGGGUGCUGAUCGGAACCGCACUUCCUGCCACUGUCCAGGGUGCUGACCGGAGCUCCCCUGGCCGCCCCUCUGCGCAGCCAGCUCAGGACGGGUGGCUCGAUUACCCUACCAAUUCGCCCCAACUACCGGGUUACUUUAUUGGCCAACCCCACCGGCCCACCCCUCACGGAGUACAAAAAAAAAAAACCAGCAAGAGCUGGAAAAAUGUGCAACGUCAACGCACUUGGAGUCUACGUGUGGGAAACGAUCGUUUUCUUCAGCCUGGCAGCCUCCAAAGAAGCUGAAGCAGCUGCACGAUCUGCCCCCAAACCCAUGUCUCCUUCCGAUUUCUUGGAUAAGCUGAUGGGGCGAACGUCAGGAUACGAUGCCAGGAUCAGGCCAAAUUUUAAAGGCCCACCAGUGAAUGUCAGCUGCAACAUUUUCAUCAACAGCUUUGGUUCGAUUGCAGAAACAACUAUGGAUUACAGGGUGAAUAUCUUCCUGCGACAGCAGUGGAAUGACCCACGGCUGGCAUAUAAUGAAUACCCUGAUGACUCUCUGGACCUGGACCCCUCCAUGCUGGACUCCAUCUGGAAGCCCGAUUUGUUCUUCGCUAAUGAGAAAGGGGCCCAUUUCCAUGAGAUUACCACAGACAACAAGCUUCUGAGGAUCUCCAGAAAUGGCAAUGUGCUCUACAGCAUCAGGAUCACGCUGACACUGGCCUGCCCCAUGGACCUGAAGAACUUUCCCAUGGAUGUACAGACAUGCAUCAUGCAGUUAGAAAGCUUUGGCUACACAAUGAAUGAUCUCAUAUUCGAGUGGCAAGAAAAAGGAGCCGUGCAAGUUGCUGAAGGGCUGACACUGCCUCAGUUUAUCCUCAAAGAAGAGAAAGACUUGAGAUACUGCACAAAGCACUACAACACAGGCAAGUUCACCUGUAUAGAAGCUCGUUUCCACCUUGAGCGUCAGAUGGGCUAUUACUUGAUCCAGAUGUACAUCCCCAGCCUCCUUAUUGUCAUUCUGUCCUGGAUCUCCUUCUGGAUCAAUAUGGAUGCUGCACCUGCUCGUGUUGGUCUGGGGAUCACCACAGUGCUCACUAUGACCACACAGAGCUCUGGUUCCCGAGCAUCAUUGCCCAAGGUGUCCUAUGUGAAAGCCAUAGACAUCUGGAUGGCCGUGUGCUUGCUGUUUGUGUUCUCUGCACUGCUAGAGUACGCCGCUGUCAACUUCGUGUCUCGGCAGCACAAAGAGCUGCUCAGGUUCAGAAGGAAGAGGAGGCAUCAUAAGAGUCCCAUGCUGAAUCUGUUUCAGGAGGACGAACCUGGUGAAGGCAGGUUCAAUUUCACUGCCUAUGGGAUGGGACCAGCUUGCCUACAAACCAAGGAUGGCAUCUCCGUCAAGGGCGCCAACAACAACAACACAGCCAAUCCGGUCCCGCCGCCAUCCCGCUCCCCUGAGGAGAUGCGAAAGCUCUUCAUUCAGCGAGCCAAGAAGAUCGACAAGAUCUCACGCAUCGGCUUCCCUAUGGCAUUUCUCAUCUUCAACAUUUUCUACUGGAUCAUCUACAAGAUUGUCCGCAGAGAGGAUGUGCACAACCAGUGAGGGAAGGGAAGAGGCUGGGAAGGAGUGAGCAAUCCUUUAUAUAUGUGCAAUAGCAAUGCAGCAAUGCAUGAAUUUAAG